UUGUUUUCUUGUAAUAAGUGUCAAGAUUGGAGACCCAGAAGACAAGGUCUUCAUCAGAGAAUUGGCCAGAAUGGAGUUUACCACCACCUUCAGAAGAUAGCCUGAGCCAGGAAACUUGGAAAGAAACUAGUAUGGAAAUGGGAGAUGACAAAGCUGGAGAAAGAACUGUUUCUUCAGAUGGGCGGAACUUGCAGCAAUUUUGGAAUGAUAACCCUCCUUUGUUAUCACCAGCACCUUUACCAGCUGUAGUCCCUGCUAGCCAGUUGGAGCAAUCUGCUGCACCUGACACAAGUGUUACAGAGAAAGAGGAAGGCAGGAGUUCAACAUGGCAGAUCAAUUCAGGUCAAGGGCUUUCAUCAAAAGUCACAUGGCCAUCCAGUUCCCUAAAGGAAAAGUUGAUGGUUCGGUUAGAAUUACAUAGAGACUCUAUGGAUAUCCUUAAAAUAGUGCUAAGGAUCAAUGAAACCCAAGGCAAGACAGUUCAAGAGGUUAUUGCCCUUGCUGAAGAAAAAGAUGGAGAACUGUUUCUUGAUACAUGGAGGCUCAUCUUUGAACUUCUCUCAUUAACAAAAGAUUUUGAGAAACUUGUCGAUGCUGAUCAUUGGCCAUUGACAAGUGCUACUAAAACAUUAGAGAAUGCUCUUCAAGACCAACAUGCAAGGGAUAUUAAUUAUAACACCUGCAAGAGAAGUCCUCAGGAGAAUGUACCAUGUAGAGCGUCAAGAUUGGAGACCCAGAAGACAAAGUCUUCAUUCAAGAAUGGGCCAGAGCGGAGUUUACCACCACCUCCAGAAGAUGACCUGAGUCGGGAAACUUGGAAAGAAACUACUUUCAUGGAAACAAGAGAUGAUGAUACAGAACAUCAGAAUCUAGUAGUUGAUGAAGCUGGAGAAAGAACUGUUUCUUCAGAUGGGCAGAACUUGCAGCAAUUUUGGGGUAGUGACACAGAUGAAAGUAUAGAUAAAGAGGACCACAGUGGUUCAGCAUGCCAGAUUGACACCAUUCCAGGUCUAUAUUCAGUUGACUCAAGGACCUCAAGCACUGGAACAAGACCAGUGACCCCUGAAGGAGCAAGUAACCCUGUGGGCAGACUUACAGGUCAUCACUUACAACUGAACCAGGAGGCUAGUCAGGAAAAUGAUUUGGUUGGAGAAACUUGUCCAUCUGUAACUGAUGAUGCAACUGAGAACAGUGAUGACUUUCAGCAGAGCCCAAGGGAAAGGUCCUUAGAGCUUGAAGCUUACCAACUGGAGCUACAGUGGUGUGAACAGCAGUGUGCUCAGCAACAAGGAACCAUUAAUGAAUUACAAAGAAUCUUGUAUGACAGCAUUUUUCUGGAGGCAGAAAAUCAGCAAUUGAUAAGAAUGACCCAAGAGUUGAGUGAAAUGAAAGAUCAAGAAAUUGAGCAACUCACACAGUUGUGUGGCCAGAAAGACCAGGAUUAUGAAAGAAUGGCAGAGUUGUGUGACCAGAAAGACCAGGAUAAUGAAAGACUAGCAGAGGUAAAUUUUUUUCCUUAAAUAAAAGAAAUAGGCAACAAAUGUAAUAGGAGCAUUUUUACUGUUGGAAAUAAGGGUCUGUGUCUCCUUGAAGAGGUUAAUGCCAGCCACAACAUACCAUUUAUCACUUCAAGUUUUAAAUGUUUUACUGCAAAUACACUUGCAAGAUGUGUUGGGGUUAUUUAUCACUGACUGAUUACAGCUUCACCAGGUGGCAGAAUGUCAAU
Molecule: messenger RNA, 1726 nt
Organism: Pocillopora damicornis (cauliflower coral)
Lineage: Eukaryota; Metazoa; Cnidaria; Anthozoa; Scleractinia; Pocilloporidae
Source: RefSeq, a predicted model, not a curated record